AUGUCCUUCCUAGGCCUUGGCCGUCCGCAGCCCACCUCCGCCGAGAAGAUCGCAGCGGUCGAGAACGAGCUCAAGGUGAUUGCCGAGAUGCACACACGGAUGCUCAAAGUUUGCAGCGCCAAGUGCGUGGACAAGUCGUACCGCGAGGCCGAGCUCUCCAAGGGCGAGGCGGUGUGCCUGGACCGGUGCUCGGCUAAGUUCUUCGAGGCGCACACGACCAUCUCGGAGCAGCUGCAGAAGGAGGGCGCGGCGCGCGGAUUCGGGCAGUAA
Messenger RNA from Chaetomium globosum CBS 148.51, 270 nucleotides. RefSeq lists its product as uncharacterized. Gene Ontology annotation, biological process: protein insertion into mitochondrial inner membrane. Gene Ontology annotation, cellular component: mitochondrial inner membrane. The coding region runs from base 1 to 270 and encodes 89 amino acids. NCBI's taxonomy places the organism in Eukaryota, Fungi, Ascomycota, Sordariomycetes, Sordariales, Chaetomiaceae. The record is from RefSeq and is a predicted model, not a curated record. The transcript has 2 exons.